CUCCAGGAAGCCUUCCCUGAUCCAGACUCUAGGUGAAGUCAGGGGCUUCCACUUCUUGUCCCCACAGCAGAUUGACUGUGCCUCUGUUAACAUACCACUCACCUUCCUCCCUGUCUUCUCUAUUGGACUGCAAGCAUCUCAAAGCAAGAAGCUUGUUCAUUCCUCCUGUAACCUUAGUGUCUGGCUCUGGAGCCAGCUCAGAGCAGAUACUUUGUGAAGGUCGUGUUGCACGAUUAGAUUUUCCUGGAUCCUGUUAGAUUCUCUAAGAGCUGGUCAGUGGCAGAAUGACUAUGAUCAUUGCCUUGUGUAGAAAGGACAGGAUGGUUAUGAGAGGUUUUGUGCACACACAUCACCACGCUUUGUGUUGCCGUGGUGCAUUCGCAGUGCUGUACUCUUGGUGGUUGCUGUUUGCUCAGGUAUGUGGCCUGCCUGCACCUCAUAGUGUGAGCUGCCCAAAGGCAGGGACCACGUCGUCUUCAUCCCAAUACUUAGCCAGUGCCUGGCAUGGAAGAGGUCCCAGGAAGGGUCCGUUGCAAGAGUGAAAGGCAUUCCCGCAUUCCUCCUUGCUGAGCUGGGGCUUGUCCUCUCAUCUUCUUGGGUCCUGAGGCCUGCGACUGGAAGUCGGUGUAAAGCCCCAUAGCUUCCUUGGGAUGCCUGGAGCCUGUGGAAGAGGAUUCAUGGCAUCUCUGGCCCUGUCUCUCCCAGCCUUUGUGCUGCUGAUCGGAGGCAUGGAAGUCGGCCUGUCCCACUUCCCCUUCUUUGCCUGCCUCUCGUCGGAGUUCCAGCUGCUCAGCUCCAUCCUCGGCUUCAGCUACUCUCUGAUCUGGUUUGCUGUCACUGUCCUUUACAUCACAGAGUGUCCCCAUGGGCAGUUUCUGGGGAGGUACGAGAGGGUCCUGUUCUACUGGCCCUCACUGCUGUGCCUGGCCUUCCUGCUGGGCCGCUUCCUGCAUAUGUUUGUCAAGUCUCUGAGGGUCCACCUGGGCUGGGAGCUGCAGAUGGAAGAAAAGCCUUUCCUGGAAGUUCACCAGGCACAGCAUGUCAAACGUCUCCUGAGGAAGCCCCCCUUGCAGGAGACUAAAAAGUCCUGGUUCCAAACCAGAAUCUAUGAGUGGGACCCCUGCUUUCAGUUCCCAAGCAGAAUGAUUGGAACCACCGUGUUGGCUUUCAUAUGCUUGUACCUUGCGGAGGACUUGUCCUGGGGGUGCAGGCAUCAGUUUCUCAACCUUGGUCGGAAUGGAGACCAAACCCCAGACAGGAUUCCUGGACAAUGAAUUCCCAACAGGGUUGUUCAGCCGGUGGUCGCCAAGAUGUCCUCAGUGGGGAAGGUGACCCAGGUUCCCAGCGGGAAACUCUACCAGCAGAUCUUCGAGGCUGAGGCACAGCUGGUCCGCUCUCUGGUAGCCUCCAGGAAGCGUGCCUUGGACAGGUCUAUGACCCCCAAGAAUGGCAGGAAGCCUUUGAUGAAGAAGACGGAUAUUCCUGAAGGAGAGAUGAUGUCUGCCCGGCAGCAGAAGUGGGCACACAGCCUACCCAAUGACUGGGUCACAGAAAACCCUGUUCUCUACAGGGAAAAGGAAAUAAUCAAGAAGAAAAAAGCUCAAGAAAGUGAGAGUACCAUUGCCGCCCGAGAGGUCCGGGGCCUCAUGGACACCAUCGUUCCCCAGAGGCCCUGCACCACCACCCUUGGCACCGCGGGAAUGGACUCCAAGAGGCGGGGCUACGAGAGUGCUCUGGGGAGCUUUAAGGAGGAGAUUGCUCAGAUUGGGAUGGAAAUGGAACCUUUCAUCUUGGAGCCAGGAACUCUUCUUUUAAAAAAGCUGGCCGAGUCGGAUGAAGACAUUGACCGGCUCUUCAAAAAGGUGGAAAGUGACACCAACCUCGAAGACUACACCAUCCAAACCCUGCUGGAGCUGUGGGAUCAGGUGGCUGAGAAGUUCCAGUUCCAGAAGCAGGGGAUCAAGGAGCUGGAUGAGGCCCUGUACGAGGCCGAGUUCUCCCGGGCAGAUAAACUCAAAGGCGUGUUGAAGAAAUAUGUGGAAAUCAUAGAGAAAACUUCCUACCUCAUGCAGCCCGAAGUGUACAGGCUGAUAAAUAAGGAAGCCAUGGUCAUAAACCAAGCCCUGCUGGGCAACCGGAGGGCCAUCGCCCAGCUGUUCAUCAACCUCAUGGAGGCCACGCUGCAGCAGGAGCUGGAGAGCCACCGUCACUGGCAGGGCCUGGUGGACGCCUGGAAGGCUCUCAAGAAGCAGGCCCUGGUGCAGAGUUUCAGUGAGUUCAUGGCCAGUGAGAGGAUCCGGACUCCUCCAGCUGUGAAGAAGGAGAUGGAGAGCAUGCUGAAGAACCAGAAAGCCCUGCAGCAAAAGCGGCUGGAGCAUCUCCGCACCAUCUGGUGGCUUAUGCAGACAACCCUCACCAGUGGGACAAUGUCCUCAACCACUACUGUCGCAAAAUCCAAUUUGCAAACAGAUGGAUUAAAUUCUUCUCUGGAACAGCUCCAAAGGAAAGUAGAAAUGUGUCAAAACUCAAAGGGAGAUAAAAAAAUGGUGACCUCGGAAGACCUCCUUGGCUUUGUCCAGACUUGGAAAGAAAAACUGGGCCAGAGGAUUCAGUACCUCAAUUGCAGGCUGGACACAGUGUCCAUGACUCGAGUGGUCUUUACCGACAAUGUCAUGACCGACCUAGAGGUGGAGAGUGACAUCAUGAUGUCUUCAGAAGCCCUUGAAGAGGAGGCCAAGAUAGACUUGGUCACCCCCGAGUCCUUCGCCCAGCCAAGCCGCAUGGGGAAGCCCAUGAUUGAAGACCCAGCUGUAGAAGUGGUCAAGAAGAUCCUGAAACUUCCCGACGAAAAAUGCUCAACCCAGCAGUGUGACAAAGACCGCUCCCAGACAGGUAGGGACACACAGGCCUGUGGGUCUCAGGACACUGGCAGUGGGGGGGCCGGUGUUACCACUUGGCCCUCCUCACCUCGGAUUCUCUGUUCUUGUCCUGGGCACUCAUCACCCAAAGGCCUGAAGCGACACCAGAACCGGGGGGAACACUUCGUGAGGAAAGCCUUGUCCAGUGCCAGUGCAGCUUCGACAGGAAGCAUCACACGAUACUCCAAGCCCAACCGAAUGGACAGAAAGUACCAGGUGCUCGGGGAGAAGCCACCGCCUCCAGCUGAGGAUUUUAAAGGGAUCAUCCUGACCCUCCUCUGGGAGAGCAAUGAGCAUCUGUUGAACGUUGUAGAGGAGUUCUACCGCAGAGAGAAGCGCUCCAUCAUCAGGCCUGACUGCACGUACGAAAACUUUGACCAGUGCGCCGAGAACAUCUGCAAGAAGAUCCUGGACUACCACAUGCAGACAGACGAGUACCAUAACUCCUGCCUCAUAGAAUUACGGGCCCAGAUGAGGAGAUUUGAGGAGCUGCUGCCCCAGGUGUGCUGGCUGGUGAUGGAGAACUUCAAAGACAACCACUGGAAAAGAUUCUGCGCCUCUGCCGAAGAGAUCCGGGGACAGUUCUGGAAUUAUCAGGAGAAGCUGGGGAAAAGGAAGGAUGAAAAUGCCCAGAAGCUCCAUCCAAAUCUCGGACAUCCCUCACAUUUCCAAGAAAUGGAGUCUCUGUGUCAAGUGGAAGAGAAAAGGCAGGACGAUUUAGAUACUAUGAUUGUGGCAACCAAAGAGAAGCUCGAGGAAUUCACCAGGAAGUACGGCCGGUUUUUCAUAGCCAGCUUGGCCACCUUCACUGAGAAGUUCCUGCUGCAGUUGGAUGAAGUGGUCACCAUCGACGAUGUCCAGGUUGCAAGAAUGGAGUCCCCCAAACAGAAAACAUCAAUCCUCAUACGGAGGAAACUCGCUAGGCUUUCCCUGAAGGAAGAAAGUGAGAAGCCCCUGAUUGAACGGGGGAGCAGGUAA
Molecule: messenger RNA, 3896 nt
Organism: Leptonychotes weddellii (Weddell seal)
Lineage: Eukaryota; Metazoa; Chordata; Mammalia; Carnivora; Phocidae
Source: RefSeq, a predicted model, not a curated record